Messenger RNA from Canariomyces notabilis, 590 nucleotides. RefSeq lists its product as uncharacterized. The record is from RefSeq and is a predicted model, not a curated record. The coding region runs from base 91 to 294 and encodes 67 amino acids. NCBI's taxonomy places the organism in Eukaryota, Fungi, Ascomycota, Sordariomycetes, Sordariales, Chaetomiaceae. The transcript has 2 exons.
CGGACCACUACGGUUACCCGUUUGAGUACCGCAACAGGGUGGGCAUCUCGCUUGCCGCUAGGAAAAUUGUCAACUAUUUUUUUCAUACGCAUGGUUUGGAUUUAUAGGAUUUCCCUUUGCAUUACCCUUGAAGGCCUCGGUGCCAUCUACAGUAUCGGCUGUUACCUGGCGAUCGUCCUCUACGUACUAGCGAGGGUCUAUUUGGUUGUCGAGUGUUUCAUCAAUCUUGUCCACUUGCCCGAAUCGGCAUACAAGCUUCCGGAGUGGUCGCAGUACGUGCCGCAUAUUGGGUAGUUGUCUUAGUGCGAAACAGCGUUGUGAUGGAGGGAUAUUGCCAAGGGUGAAAGUCUAGAUACUCCCGAUGAGGCGCAGGAAGUGGACGGGGUCGAGCCAGCGGGCCUGGCGGAAGUCGUCGGCGUUGGAGCCGUAGACCUCGUCACCUCGGUGGGCUGGUAGAUUUCCUAGACUGGAAUAGUGGAUGGCCGUGCCUUGCCAGCGGAGAUGGGGGAUCCCGUCUUGCGCCACCGGCGCCGAAGGCGAGGGGUCGUGUCGCGGGUUGCGGGGCGGAUGUUAACGGGGACCGGGAAAGU